AUAGAUUGACAUAAUGAAUGCAUAGUUUUAUGCUAUAAGGCAGUGAUGGCGUUCCAUACAAGUGCUUUAUAAUUUUACUUUACUUAUACAUGUAAAUAAACCAACUAGGAAGUUGUAAGACGACGUAGUAUUUAAAACGCUUAGUUUUAUUGGAAUGACAAUGAACCUAUAAACUUGUUCUUUUUCAUGAUAAGGACACUGCCGAAAAAUGUAUGAUGUAUGCAUGAUAAGGAAAGAAGAAAGAUGGACAUGGUAGUCGGCAUUACCCUGAUAUUUCUGCUUGUGAGUUGUACAAAAUCUUAUGAAAACUUAGCUGUGAAUAAACCAGCAUGGCAACAGAGUAACUGGCCUGACAAGCCAAUAGAAUGGGGAGCAGCGAAGGCGGUAGACGGACAAUAUUCAGACCGCGGGGCUUCAGGAGGACAGUGUACACAAUCAGGACCAAGUCAAUCAACGGCAGAGUGGAGAGUAGAUCUGGAGAGUGUGGUCAGCAUCAGUUACAUCAACAUCUUCUACAGAACGGAUAAUGCACCUAGUCCUGGUUAUUACUACGAUCGCUUCGCUGGCUUUUUUGUCUACGUUUCCAAUACCACAAGAAAGCAGGACGGCCAUCUUUGUUUCCAUGAGUUACAACAAGUAGACAGAACACCGACAGAGAACCAGACAAUUAGCUGUCCUGUACAUGGACGUUAUGUUAUAUACUACAACGAGAGGAGACUGGAUGUGACAUAUCCAACUUUCUAUUCUACAUAUGCAUUUAACGAACUGUGUGAAUUGGAAGUUAUUGGAUGUUCUGAUCCAACCUUUUAUGGAGAAAACUGUGAUCAGCCAUGUUCAGCGAACUGUCAGGAACGAAGAUGUACCAUCACUACAGGAGAAUGUCUGGGUUGUAUACAGGGGUAUCAAGGGCUUAUGUGUAAUCAAGUAUGUGACAUUCAGAGGUACGGUCUGGAGUGUUCAUUUAUGUGUGGUAACUGUAGUGACGGGAUUACAUGUAACCAUGUCAACGGAACGUGCCUGAACGGAUGUGACGUAGGAGUGGAGGGCGAGAAAUGUCAGAAUG
Messenger RNA from Saccostrea cuccullata (small rock oyster), 1063 nucleotides. RefSeq lists its product as uncharacterized. The annotation marks the transcript as partial. Gene Ontology annotation, molecular function: scavenger receptor activity. The record is from RefSeq and is a predicted model, not a curated record. NCBI's taxonomy places the organism in Eukaryota, Metazoa, Mollusca, Bivalvia, Ostreida, Ostreidae. The transcript is spliced from 6 exons.